GAUCUCUUAUGCCCUGUUUAUGAUUUUGGCCCUAUUUAAGCAUCUAUUGGCGUCAACUCAUAUUGAUAGGAGGGAGAUUUGUACGAGCGAUGUUUCUUCUUCUUUGGAUGCUGAAACAGAARUGGUGGUUUCGUUUAUUUUGCACAUUUGGUGUUUACUCGAUACCCCUGUCUGAUUCAGCUGGGAAUUUGAUGGUUACUCCUUCAUUUUAUUCGUAUUGACUUCACUCAACAUGGGGCAUGAGGUUACAUCCAGAUGUGGUGUUGGUCCAAUGAGCCAUAUGGACAAUGAGCAUGCCUUUCUGAUGAACCGGCCAACAAAACAAGGCAGGGAAGCAGAAGAUGUUCCGAGACAGCAAAGGCUCCAAAUUUCCUUGAAUACCAACUUUUGUCAGUAUGAAGCCCACCAAUUGCCAAGCAUUCCUAAAAUGAAUCCUGUGCCAACUAGACUGAGAUUGUCAUACAAUGAUGAUGAACACAACUCCUCUGUUACUUCCAUAAAUGGAAGUAUGACGGAAACUCUUCCUGUAAUUCUGUCCCUAGGUGACAACCUUAGGACUGAGAUUGAUCGGCAGAAAGAAGAAUUCGACCAUUACAUCAGAGUACAGGAAGAGCACAUCAUAAAGGGAGUAAGGGAGAUGAAACAAAGACACAUGGCUUCUUUCCUGAGUGCAAUAGGAAAAGGAGUUGGCAGGAAACUGCAUGAGAAGGAGCUUGAGAUAGAGAAUAUGAACAGGAAGAACAAGGAACUAGUGGAGAGAAUAAAGCAGAUGGCCAUGGAAGUGCAAUCCUGGCAGUACCAAGCAAAAUACAAUGAAUCAGUGAUCAGUGUCCUGAAGAGCAAUCUCAAACAAGCCAUUGCACAGUACAUUGACCAAGGGAAGGAAGGUUGUGGUGACAAUGAGGUUGAAGAUGCAGAAUCCUCGUGCAUUAACCAGAACAACCACCUGAUAAUUCCUAGUGGUUCUGAGAAUGGCCAACUCAAGUUGAAGGAACGGGUGACUUGCAUAGCAUGUAAGGGUAAAGUGGUCUCCAUGUUAUUGUUGCCAUGUAGGCAUUUGUGCUUGUGUAUGGACUGUGAUGGGUUUAUCCAUGUAUGCCCCAUCUGCCAGUUAAUGAAGACUGCAAGUAUUCAGGUAUACAUAUCCUGAUACAUGGAUUUAACACAAUAGAAUCGAAAAGUUUUGCACAA
Nelumbo nucifera (sacred lotus) is the source of this 1191-nucleotide messenger RNA. NCBI's taxonomy places the organism in Eukaryota, Viridiplantae, Streptophyta, Magnoliopsida, Proteales, Nelumbonaceae. The record is from RefSeq and is a predicted model, not a curated record.